UCCUGUCGAUGAUUGGCCAAGUAAAUAGGCAUAUAGCGGAUAUUCCCAGCAUUGGCGGACAUUAUCGUAAAUAUCGUCGUGAAAACGCUAUUGAAAAAUUGGUCUUACGGAGGGGCUUCUCAAUCAAUUUGCAAUUUGUUUCUCUCGAAUCGAUAACGCGCAGGAAGCUGCCAUUGGCAAUCGCAUCUUUUCUGGAAAAUAUGCCACAGUUUUGUCGUUUUUUGUAGACGUUUGUUUUCACAAGAACUCGACGAGGCCAACAAGAUGAGCAAGAUCUCACGAUCUUAUCCCUCGGAUGGCAAGGUCUAUGUGGGAGAUUUAGGGAGCAGUGCUAGUAAGCAACAAUUGGAGGACGCAUUUUCUUAUUAUGGACCCUUGCAUAAUGUCUGGGUUGCCAGAAACCCUCCUGGAUUUGCUUUUGUUGAAUUUGAAGAUCCUAGAGAUGCAGAGGAUGCUGUAAGAGGACUGGAUGGUCGAAUUGUAUGUGGAAGACGCAUUCGUGUGGAAUUGUCAAAUGGAAAGAAAUUAAGAGACAGAGGCUUUCCCAGAAGAGGUGUUGGAAGACCUUUUCAUCCGGAAGAUAAAUGUUACGAAUGUGGCGAGAGAGGUCAUUAUGCUAGAGAUUGUCAUCGUCAUAGAAGUUCUCGUAGAAGAAGGAGUUGCGGCUGAGCAUACAGCACACGCAUGUGAAAUGUGUGUUGCUACUCGACAUUGUCGCGUGAGAUUCGCCUUGGGUUCACGUUUGUGACACACACCGCGCGUCGUAGUUACAGCGUAGAGCACUCCACAGCUACUUUGGGUUUCCCUCUGCACACUCUGCGGGCGAGAAAACGCGGCAAAAACAUGGGCCGUGGCCGACCGGACACGGGGUGGCUAGUUCUGCGCACUGCUACGAUACCGAUCCGCUGACCACUGACCAUCACCCUAAAUCGAGAUUUAUGCACGUCUGGCGUUCUUCGUUCAACUAUCCGUGAUUUCUGCCUAGUCGUCGUUCCCGUCGUAGCCAUCGUUGUCGUCGUCGUGGUCGUCGUCGUGGUCGUCGUCGUCGUCGUCUUCAUCGUCUUAAUCAUCGUCAUCGUGGUUGUCGUCGUUGUCUUCAUCGUCUCGUAAUAUCUAAAGGUUGCUGACAAACAAACUUUCAGCGAUCUCGUCUCUAGCCACUCUUCAUCCGUUCAUCUCGGACCCUCUCGUAAUUUCAUCUGUGUAAAGGGCUCAUCCGCUCUCCCUUCUCGCCAUCGCGCACAUGCAAUCCACAAUUGUCUGCUAUAAGUACAGCCAGGAAAGAUGGUAUAUAUAAGUUGAACAAUAUAUAUCAAGUAUAUAUCCUAUCAGGAUUAAUGUAUGGCUGAGUAAAUUUUGAAUAUAAACGUAUCUACGUUACAUUAUUAUACGUAAGCAAACUUGCAUGACCUGUAAAGAUAGUUGUAUUUAUAAUAUUUAUGAAGAUAGUUUGAUAGAGAUGUUAAAUAAUGGAAACGUGGACUUAAAAUGUUGACCAAUGAUUUAUACAUUAGAGUUUAAUUUAAAAGAUAAUUUGUGAUACUGAUGUACAUUUUUCAGAGAAAAUUCAAUAUCUAAAUCUUAUAUUUUUAAUGUUUAUUAAAAAUGAUAAACUUGUACAUUUAAUAGGUGUAUAAAUUAAGGAUUUAAUAAGAUGAAAUUCAUUAUUACUGAUAAUAAAGGAGUAUUGAAAGAGA
Molecule: messenger RNA, 1697 nt
Organism: Solenopsis invicta (red fire ant)
Lineage: Eukaryota; Metazoa; Arthropoda; Insecta; Hymenoptera; Formicidae
Product: serine/arginine-rich splicing factor 7
Exons: 3
Coding region: 265-669 (134 amino acids)
Biological process (GO): mRNA splicing, via spliceosome
Cellular component (GO): nuclear speck
Molecular function (GO): zinc ion binding; RNA binding
Source: RefSeq, a predicted model, not a curated record